Molecule: messenger RNA, 591 nt
Organism: Nerophis lumbriciformis (worm pipefish)
Lineage: Eukaryota; Metazoa; Chordata; Actinopteri; Syngnathiformes; Syngnathidae
Source: RefSeq, a predicted model, not a curated record
AUGACAAAGAGCGUUGCGGUGGUGGAGGCUUCAUCGCAGCAGCUGAAAUUCACAACGUCCGACUCCUGUGACAGGAUCAAGGACGAGUUCCAGUUCCUUCAAGCACAAUAUCACAGCCUGAAGCUUGAGUGUGACAAGCUGGCCAGUGAGAAGUCAGAGAUGCAGCGUCAUUACAUCAUGUACUACGAGAUGUCCUACGGGCUCAACAUUGAGAUGCACAAACAGGCCGAGAUCGUGAAGAGAUUAAACGGGAUCUGUGCACAAGUCCUCCCAUACCUGUCUCAGGAGCACCAGCAGCAGGUCCUGGCAGCCAUCGAGAGGGCCAAACAGGUCACUCCCCCAGAGAUGAACUCCAUCAUAAGGCAGCAGCUCCAGGCCCACCAGCUGUCUCAGCUCCAGGGAUUGGCGCUGCCAAUGACCCCCCUGCCGCUGGGCCUGAGCCAACCCAGCCUGCCUGCCGUCACCACCUCUUCUGGCCUCUUCUCCCUCUCUUCCCUGCUGGCCUCCCAGGCGCAGCUGGCUAAAGAGGAGAAAGCUUCGCGCGACGCUGCCGAAAGCCACCGCGAAGAGGACGGCGACAAGUCUGACUAA